AUGGAGCGAAGUCGUUCUCUACAUCAUCACAUCAUUUCUUAUUUCUUUUCAUCUUCUUCGUCGAUACGGUUUUGGUGUAUUUUCGUUCUCGUGUUGUUGUUAUCUACGAUAACUACAAACGCUUUAGUGAAAAUUCCAGAAAAUGUUUCUGUUCCGGCGAUAAUAGUAUUCGGAGACUCAAUUGUCGAUGCCGGAAAUAACGACGAUAUGAUAACGGAGGCUAGAUGCGAUUAUCCUCCUUAUGGUAUUGAUUUCGACGGUGGAGUUCCUACGGGAAGAUUUUCCAAUGGCAAAGUCCCCACCGAUAUUUUAGCUGAAGAACUAGGGAUAAAACCAAAUUUACCGGCGUAUCGAGAUCCAAAUUUAAAACCAGAAGAACUCUUAACCGGUGUAACGUUUGCUUCUGGUGGGGCUGGUUAUGUUCCUUUGACAACCAAAAUAGCGGGAGGGAUACCGUUAUCACAACAAUUGAAAUUAUUUGAAGAAUAUAUAGUGAGAUUGAAUGGAAUGGUUGGAAAAGAGAGGACAAAAUUCAUAAUUAGGAAUAGCUUGUUCGUUGUUAUAUGUGGUAGUAACGAUAUCGCCAACGACUUCUUUGCUCUCCCUCCGGUUCAACUCAUAUACGACGUCGCUUCUUUCACUGCUCUUAUGGCCGACAAUGCUCGUUCUUUUGCUACGACAUUACACGGAUAUGGAGCAAGAAGAAUACUUAUAUUUGGUGCACCACCAAUAGGAUGUGUCCCUUCGCAAAGAACCGUAGCAGGAGGACCAACAAGAGAUUGUGUUGUUAGGUUUAAUGAUGCAUGUAAAAUUUUCAACACUAAGCUCUCUGCAAAUAUUGAUGGCUUGUCAAGAACUCUACAAGACGCGACGUUACUCUAUAUUGACAUCUAUACUCCUCUUCUUGAUCUCAUUUUAAACCCUCAACAAUAUGGAUUUAAGGUGUCUAAUAAAGGAUGUUGCGGAACGGGACUAAUAGAAGUUACUGCGUUAUGCAACAACUACACAGCUACUACGACCACAAAUGCUCUGGUGAAGCUGCCGCCAAACAAGACGAUUCCGGCAGUAAUAGUGUUCGGAGAUUCAAUCGUUGAUGCCGGAAAUAACGACGACAUUAUUAAAACAUUGGCUAGAUGCAAUUAUCCUCCUUAUGGUAUCGAUUUUGACGGUGGAGUUCCUACCGGAAGGUUUUCCAACGGCAAAGUUCCAACUGAUAUUAUAGCGGAAGAAUAUGGAAUUAAACCAAGUAUACCGGCAUAUCGAGAUCCAAAUUUGAAACCCGAAGAUCUUUUAACCGGUGUAACAUUUGCGUCUGGUGGUUGUGGUUACGUUCCCUUUACAGCCCAAGUUUCGGGAGGAAUACCCUUGUCGCAGCAAUUGAAACUAUUCCAAGAGUAUAUAGAGAAACUGAAGGAAAUGGUUGGAGAAGAGAGGACAAAGUUUAUAAUUGAAAACAGUUUGUUCAUGGUUGUAUCUGGUAGUAAUGAUAUAACCAACACCUACUUUGGUCUUCCUUAUGUUCAAAGCAAAUACGACGUUGCUUCCUUUACCACUCUUAUGGCCGACAAUGCUCGAUCUUUUGUUCAAAAAUUGCAUGAAUUUGGAGCAAGAAGAAUACAAGUAUUUAGUGCACCGCCACUAGGAUGUGUACCAUCACAGAGAACCAUAGCAGGAGGAUCAACGAGAACUUGUGUUGAUAGGUUUAAUGAUGCAACAAAGCUCUACAAUGCUAAGCUAUAUGCAAAUUUGGAUUCUUUGUCAAGAACUUUAGAUGACAAGACAUUAAUCUACAUCGAUAUAUAUGAUUCUCUUUUUGAUAUCAUUCUAAACCCUCAACAAUACGGAUUUAAGGUGGUUGAUAAAGGAUGUUGUGGAACCGGAUAUAUUGAAGUUGCUAUUUUGUGCAACAACUACACAGCUGAAGCUGCUAGAACCAACGCCAUCUCUUCUGUGGAAGGCCAGUGUCAUUUUCCAUGA
This is a messenger RNA of Arabis nemorensis, 1977 nucleotides long. Lineage: Eukaryota; Viridiplantae; Streptophyta; Magnoliopsida; Brassicales; Brassicaceae. The record is from the annotation of a GenBank genome assembly.